AUGGCUCUUGUGAGACAAAAACUUCAAAGAAAUCUCCACCUUCCCCUUCCACAACUCCAACUUGGCCUGUGCACUCCCAUCACUUGCUUCCCUGAGCCUGCAUCUAACAUUACAGUUCAAGGGGUGGCUGACUUCUGUGACCUUGAAAAACUCUGCGUUCUUGGCCAUGGAAACCAUAGCAUUGUCUACAAGGUACUCCACAGGCCAACUUCAGCGAUCUAUGCAAUGAAAAUGGUUCGGGAAGACAUCAGCAGCCCUUGUUUAUCCCACGAGACAGAAAUCUUAGCAUGCACUGACUCGCCUUUCGUUGUUAAAUGCCAUGGGAUUUUCGAGCCUAGAGCAGGCGAGAAAGCAAUUCUUAUGGAGUAUAUGGAUGCAGGAACUCUUGAUACUGUUCUUAGAGCCAAUGGUCCUUUCUCUGAAACUUUACUUGCCCAUGUUGCUCACCAAGCACUCAAUGGCCUUAGCUAUCUUCAUUCAUGCAAUAUUGUCCAUUUAGAUAUCAAGCCUUCGAACCUUCUCGUUAGUAAAGACAUGAACGUGAAAAUUGGAGAUUUUGGAGUUAGCAGGAUUGUGAACGACACUAGUUCGACAACCUACGACAAUUUGGGCAGCCAGGGGACGUAUGCUUACAUGAGUCCCGAAAGGUUGGACUCGCAAAGGUUUGGGUCGGGGGAUGUUUGUGCAGGGGAUGUGUGGAGCCUGGGGGUUAGUUUGUGGGAGCUGUAUGUGGGACAUUUUCCGUUUUUUCAAGCUGGGAAGAGGCCCAGUUGGAUGGAGGUUGUGAUGGUGAUAUGUUUUGGAGAAUUCCCUUGCUUGCCAAAACAGGCAUCCCGGGAGUUUGGGAACUUCCUUGAGUGUUGCUUGGAAAGAGAACCGAGUAAAAGGUGGACAGUUUCUCAACUCUUGUCCCACCCUUUUGUCUGCAUGGACAGGGAACCUUAA
This is a messenger RNA of Manihot esculenta (cassava), 945 nucleotides long. Its product is annotated as mitogen-activated protein kinase kinase 7. The transcript has a single exon. Gene Ontology annotation, biological process: protein phosphorylation. Lineage: Eukaryota; Viridiplantae; Streptophyta; Magnoliopsida; Malpighiales; Euphorbiaceae. Gene Ontology annotation, molecular function: ATP binding; protein serine/threonine kinase activity. Bases 1 to 945 code for a protein of 314 amino acids. Gene Ontology annotation, cellular component: cytoplasm. The record is from RefSeq and is a predicted model, not a curated record.